Messenger RNA from Knipowitschia caucasica, 1032 nucleotides. The record is from the annotation of a GenBank genome assembly. NCBI's taxonomy places the organism in Eukaryota, Metazoa, Chordata, Actinopteri, Gobiiformes, Gobiidae.
AUGGUGAGCAAGGAGGACACCCAAUGCUACGUGGUGUCGUAUUCAGAUGAGUCCGAUUGCGAGACAGCCCAGUCGCACAGCUUCAACGCAGAGUCCGGAACCGAAUCUGGCAAAGGACAGACUAAAGCAUUGCUACACCACACAGACGACAGCAGCGACACCGAGGAUCUCCUUUCUAGUGCCAACUGCCUGGAUGGCCCAUCGUGUCCGGAAUCUUCACAAUUUCCGGAGGAGAGCCAUCCACGCAGCCCGCCAUCUAAAACCCAAUCGGAAAGCCACGUUCCAACGACAACAAGAGCCAAACACAAAGGCAAGGACGAUACGGAUGCUGGUUCUUUGUCCACCAAGCGUCAACUUGCUUCCGACAGCAAGAUCAAGGGUUCUGGACCUGUUGCGUGGAAUUCCUUGACACAUGUGGAAUCUUUAGGAAGCCCGUCUGUGAGCUGCAAGAGGAAAAAGAGCGGACAGCUAAGCGAACAGCAUUCUCAGACACUUCCGCACAGUGGCAAGUGUUCUGUGCAAUCGCAGGGGAAUUACAGGACACGGCACUCUUCGGCAUCCUCUAAACUGCAGCAGACAGGACAGGGCGGAGGCACAGGGUUUCCUCCGGCAGAGAGAGGGGCGGCCCGUGGGGAGACUUCUGGGACGGCGAGCGGGGACAGUGAAAUCAAAGCACAGCUGCAGGCCAUGGAGACGCUCAUCAACUCGAGCCAGGAGACCAUCAAGGUGCUGCUGGGAGUCAUCCAGGAGCUGGAGAAGGGAGAGGCGCAAAGAGAGGGCUUGACCUACAGAACUGGACAGGACACGGCUAACUGUGACACCUGCCGGAACAGCGCGUGCAUUAUCUACAGUGUGGAGCUGGACUUCAAGCUGCAGGAGGACAAGCUGCAGCCGCUGAUGAAGCGACUGUGCCCCAUGGAGCAGCAGUGUCCUGCCCUGCCCUACCCCAACGAAGUGUUCACCUCCACCCCCAAGAGGAAGUCCAAGUCCGAGGCCAAGAAGCAUGCUCGCUGGAAACUGUGGUUCCUUUGA